Molecule: messenger RNA, 3581 nt
Organism: Ictalurus punctatus (channel catfish)
Lineage: Eukaryota; Metazoa; Chordata; Actinopteri; Siluriformes; Ictaluridae
Exons: 18
Coding region: 137-3484 (1115 amino acids)
Biological process (GO): prevention of polyspermy; binding of sperm to zona pellucida
Cellular component (GO): egg coat
Molecular function (GO): acrosin binding; structural constituent of egg coat
Source: RefSeq, a predicted model, not a curated record
CACUGAUGGCGCUCUAAUUGACGUCGCUGAUUGUUUUUAACAGAUGCAGGUGUACGUGAGUUUGCGGUUUUAGGUUAUUAGACUCGGGCAAACGGCUGUCUGCGUUCUAGUAUACAUGUGAGUGAAAACACGGGCGAUGUCUUGUCGACUACAGUCACGACUUACAACGAUCCUACUUUUAGCAAUAUUACCUCUCUGUUUGACAACCCAUGGCUCGGGUUUCGACCGAAACCAGAGCGUACAGGUAGGAAAGAAUUUACAAACACUAAACAGCAAGCACAAAGGAGAAGAUAAGGUCAACUUGGAAAUAACUGGGCAGCAGUCAAACGCAGCUUCUACGGAAACUUUGAGCCGUUGGUCUUCUCAAACUAGACACUCAGUCGUCGAUGAAACAAGCAACUCAAAACGUUACAAGUCCUCAUCAGCCUUCCAUCAGUCCAACGACCCCUCCAUGUUCACUCCAAGACAAGGUGUUACUGAUGUAAAAGAACUGUUUCAGUCUGACUCUCCAGGAUUUGAUGGUGAAGCAGGCCAAGGAAAAGUAACAAUUCCUAACCCCCAUGUUAUUGAAGAGUGGUUACAGAUGAGACCACUGAUACAGUGUUCCCCAGCUGCUAUAAUCCUAACAGCUAAGGGGUGGAGCUACGUACACCUUCUUGUGGACCGAGUGAAUGCUUCUCCUGUGUCAGUACUUCACCUGCCUUCACACUGUGGGUACAAUGUGAAGGCGACAUGGAGAGACCUAGUUCUGAUUGCACCAUAUGAUGGGUGCUAUGUCUUAAAGCAGAAUGGAAGUUAUGUUUUACCUCUGCUGUGGUGGGGAAUGCCUGUGAGUGUUUCCUGUCCCAUGACGCCUGUUUCUGCUCCUGCCAUGCCGUCUGGCUUGUGCUCAUACUUGGGAAUAACCCUAAAGAUAGACGGGUCUCUGAGAGGUAUAGAAAAGUAUAGCAUCAAAGUAAAUGAGGAGUGGGUGCCACUUGUAUCCAACACAUGUGCUCAUCGUAUGGUCUCAGCACCUGAAGACCUGAUACUCUUCAUUCCUUUCACAGCGCAGUGUGCUAAGGACAGAGGCAGCAUUUUUAAUGUGCUUGUGGAUGGGAAAAUGUAUGUUCUCUCUUGUCAGCCUCUUCACUAUAAUCCCUAUUACCCUCUGUAUCAUCCCUCAGCACCAAUCUCUCAACCACUACAUCCAAUGCAUGCUCAGAUUAUCCCACUUGAUCCUACUCUCAUUAAACCAGAGAUGGCUAAACCACACUUAGUGCCUGAAAUGCCUGCAGUUUAUGUCACAGGAGUAACUGUACAGCAUCCUCAGCACCCAUUUUUACCAUCAUAUGACAUUUCACAGGUGCCUGUUCUACAUUCUUCUGAAAUUCCCACAACAAACAGUACAAAAAUAACUAUCCCUCCAUUUGGGCAUUUGCAGCUGAUCAUGCCUAUGGUGUACCCCUCUUAUCAACAUCUUCCUACUCCUAUGGCAUCAGAUUCCCCUGUAAUCGAAUAUAAAUCAGCACUAAAACAAACUCCAAAGCCACAGACAAUUGCAGUUCAAGAAUCUCAGAUGGGACCAGUGCCCCAGAUGCCUCAAGCUCGUCAGGUGCCCCAGAUACCUCAGCAUAAUAGAUUUCCAGUGCUGGCAAAUGAUUCCUCCCAGUUGUCUCCAGUGCUCACCUGCAAAGGGGAUCGUUUGAGAGCAUUUCUGCCGUCUGUCAAAAUAACCUCCAUUAAAGUCAAAGAUGUGAAGAGGAAGGUUUGGGUUCCUGUGUCUUCUGCUCCAGCACACUGUGGGUACUCACUGCAGCGUAAAGGCAGGGGUGUGGUUUUUUCCUCCCCUCUUCCUGUCUGUCACUCAUAUACUAUGUCCCCCUCGCUACUGUCUCUUUCUCUGAAGUUCUGGAAUUUUUCGAUAUCAAGACACCAAUCUGUACGACUCCAGUGUCCCUACACUUCACCCUCUCCUGCUAGGACGGAGUCACCUGCAACAACAGCCAGACAUAUCUGGCCUUCCCCUCUUUCUAAUCUGUCAAAGCCUAGAGAUUCACCAAUCCACUCCCAAAUACCCAUUGUCCCAUCUUUGUACUCUCCCAAAACAACAGCCCCAUCUUUCCAGCAGGCCAAAUACACAAAGCCAACUUCCUGGCCACCUAAGUUCACGCGGUUGUCCCAAACCCCACCCCUGGCUUCUCAAAUGAAUCAACCACAAGUCUUGUGCCACUCUAAAGAUAUGAGUGUCACACUACCUCCUGGACCAAUCACAAGCCUGAUGGUUCAAUCUCCCACUGUUGGUGUUAAGGGAAGUAUAAAUGCAGUGCUGUUAGAUGAAGCCCCAAGUCAUUGUGGAUACUUGAUAAAGAAGAAUCAAAAUGGUGGUAUUAAUGUUCUCCUGCCCUAUUCAUCCUGUCACAUGGCUCAUCAGGAUGGACAGUACAGAAUUGUGCUGAAGUAUCAGACAUCAGACGGUCGUAGAGUUGAGGCCUUCCUGUCGUGCCAAGUUCCCGUGAACCAUGAAUGCAGUCUACCAUUUGAACAGCAGUUAGCCUGUGGACCCAGCUCUGUUUCAGCAACUGAUUGCCAGGAACUGGGCUGCUGUUACUCCCCACAUACUCGGACCUGCUACUACCCUAUGGAUGAAUGCACAGCCGAUCGGCAUUUUGUCUUCUCCAUCCCUGCAUCGCUCACAGAACCCCCCCUUUCACCCACGCGCUUGGUUGCAGCCGGCAACAACUCCUGCACUCCUCAGAGGGUGGUGGCAGACUUGGCCCUCUUUAAGAUCCCGCUAGACGGCUGUGGUGCUCACAAAUAUGAAGUUGGUAACACUGUGAUCUAUAUGCUGGAGAUCUUGAACACUUUGAACUCUAUGACCCUCAACUACGGAAGCAUAACCAGAGAUUCACCAUUUAGGUUGUUGGUUGAAUGCCGGUACCUGCCUGGGACCGUGGCAAGUGUGGGUUACCUGGUUAAAAGCCCAUCUCUCGGCCCAUCCAUUCAGGCCAAGGGAGUGUUUGGAGUUCAGCUAAGGAUUGCAAAAGACCAGCAGUAUAGUAGCUACUACCCGCAAUACCACCGGCCCUUGCGCAAGCUGCUGGGGAAACCCCUUUAUCUGGAAGUGCGUCUGCUGAACUCUUUAGACCCCAGCGCAGUGCUGUUGGUGCAUUACUGUGUGGCAUACCCUCGCUCAGCACAUUCAGCAUGGGUCCUAAUCUAUGAUGGUUGCCCAAACCCCCUUGAUGUCACACCAUCCCAUGAACCCCCUCCCACUCCUCCUGAAGCAUUGGCCAAACACGUGAGGCGAUUCACUGUUAGUACGUUCCAGUUUCUGGAAAAUACCAAGAAGGAAACCGCACCUGAGGAGGAGGUGGAUGAGGAAGAGGGAGAGGAGGAAGAGAUCUAUUUUAUGUGUGCCACUGAGGUGUGUUUACCCUCUGAAGGUCCGUGUGUAGAGGGCUGUAUUGAUCGAGUUGUAGCUGCCCCAGCAGUGAAGUCCUGAGUUUGGAGGUGUCAAAGUUCUAUAAAAUAGUCAUCACUCACCAUGCUCAGAAUAACUGCUUUGUGUAUCACAAAAAAUAAAAGUUAGAGUUCAUGUG